GAAAGCCAACUGUAGUGUACGUGUGCCAAAUUGCAAUGGAGAGGACGCAAAACAGCGGGCCUCAGGCCUGGCCUCCCAAUCCAGGAGCCAUCCGGGCCCCAUCGUCUGGGCCCACUCUUCACAUCCUUUUUAUACUUAUUAUCAUCACCGGUUGUACCUGGUUCAACCGGUACCGGUCAUAAAACCGGCAUGACACCACCGGUAUGACCGGCAUGAUCGAUAUACGAAUCUCUAAGUAAAAUGAUUUUAUUUUAGUGAAUUUAAUUGAUAAAAUUUAUUUUAUUAUUUAUUUUAUGAGUAUAAAAGUUAAAUAUUGAUGUUAUUUGUUGGAUUCAGGUAUAAAUGUUUAAGUAUUGACGUUAAAUGUCAUGUUUAAAUAUGAGUAUUUAUAAUUUUAUUUGUAAUAUUGACCGGCAUGAACCGGCACAAACCGGUAUGUGCCACCGGUUGAACCAUUCCACUAGCUAAACCGUCACACUGGCAUAAACCGGUUUGACAACCUUGCUUAUUAUUAUUAAAAAAAGCAACACCGUAAAAAGCAAACAAAAAAUUAGGGUUGGGCAUGCGGGCUGGUCAUCUGCUGGGUUUGGGUCGAUCCGUUUGCAUUUUAUCCGAAUUUCGUUAUGUGGAUGGGUAUGUGGGUGAUUGUCGGAUUGUGCUGGGAGGCAUCCAUUGGGUGGCGGGUGUGCGGGUGACCCGCUCAACUCAACAACAAAAAGAACAAAGUCGUUGGCGCUGGAGAGUGGAGAGAUAUUUCGAAUUUCAGCUGGAUGAUUGAUUUAGAGACGUUGACGAAUACUAGGGCUACUCCUAGAUUGAAUCUCAAAGCCAAUCUUCCAAAAUUUGACUUCCCUCUUCUUCCCUUUGUUUUUUCCUCUGAUUCUUGUGCACAAAUUACCUCUCUUUCCUCCAUUGAAUUAUUUUUCUUAGUUUCUUGCACCCGAUAAUCAUCUCCAUCAAUAGAAAACUCCUCCAUAAUAGAAUUUCUAUCCAUUUUCAGAACUAACUCGACAUUUUUUCUUCUUAUUCCAUCUUCUUGUUUCGCCCGAUAACUCUACACCAAUUAUCUUGCCACUUGAAGUGAAUCUCAAAUUUGGAGGGUGACUGGAUGUUGAAAUCGAUUUUUAUUUUACAUAUUGACAUUAAACAGGGAGGUUCUGAAAUAUAAAUAUAUCAUGUCAAGUUGACUCAUUUAUAUUAUGUACAUUGUAAUGUGGGUGAAUCUGCAAACCAACCCGCAUCAUCCGCCAUCCACCCGACCCAUUCCGAAACUAAAUAUGAGUGGGUGGUGGGUUAAAAAUUGUCAAUGCAUUUAAGCGCAAAUAGGUGCAUUUCAUGGUGAAAAAUCAAAAUCCACUCGACCCACCAAUGCCCACCCCUUCCAAAAAUCAUAUAAAUGUGAACCUUCCCCUGCCUCCUUUCCAUUCCACCACCACCCUCGACCUUUUUUGAAUCAAACACUCUCCUCUCUCGUCCUUCCCCAUUCGUGAACAGAGAAAAAAAACGUUUCGAUGGCGAAAGUAGGGAAGCUAACGAAGCUGAAAUCCGCAAUUAAGAAGUGGCCGUCUUUCUCCGCCGCCAAGCAGACCUACCAGCAUCAUCACGAGCAGCAGCAGCAGGAGGCGGAGGCGGCGGCAGAGUCUGACGAGCCGCAGAAGAUUCUUCACUCUGUCUACGUCGGGAAGUCGCGGCGGCGGUACCUUUUGACGACGGAGGUGAUGUGCCAUCCCAUGUUCCAGGAGCUGAUGCAGAGGUCCGGCGGGUUGGACGCCGACGGCCAGAUCAUCGUCGGGAGCGAGGUGGUCCUGUUCGAGCAUUUGCUUUGGAUGAUCAACGACCAGAUCAAUGGCGGCGGGGACAGAGAUUCGUCGUCACAGGCCGGGUCAAUGGAGGAGCUGGUUGAUUUCUAUUGCUGCUAGCUGGGAUUGCUGAUAACAGAGGAAUAUUUCUAUAUGUUUAAUUGUAAAUUGAGUAGUAGCUUAUCAAACGUUUUGGCGGAUUAUGGGUAGAGUUAUUUUGGAUUGAUGAGAGGGAAGAACCAACCUUUUCUCCUCUCUCUGUCUCUUUUGGAUUCUCAAUCUUCUGGGUCAUUUGGCUUUAGGGGCACGAAUAGGGUUGUCGGUUCGGUUCGGGUAACCGAACCCGAAACCCACAAAAACCAAAAACUCGAACCCGCCCCCUCACAAACCGAAACCGAACCCGAGAUGCUCUUAUGUGGGUUUCGGGUACUGGAACCCGAAAUGGAUGUUGGUGGGUUUGGUUCGGGUGAAACCGAAACCGAACCGGCCUGAAGUUUUUUUUUUUUUUAGUUUUGUGAUUUGAAUUUUACAUUGUACAAAAAAAUUAUAUUCUUAUUAUUUGUACAUUCUUAUUUUACCAUUAUGUUUAAUUUUAUGGGACAUGGACAGUAUAAAACUAAUAUUUACAU
Molecule: messenger RNA, 2428 nt
Organism: Linum trigynum
Lineage: Eukaryota; Viridiplantae; Streptophyta; Magnoliopsida; Malpighiales; Linaceae
Source: the annotation of a GenBank genome assembly